GUAGUGAAGAAGAAGACUCGAGCGCGUGCUGUCAGUCAUUGUUCCUCGGAGCCGUUGCCAGCUGCGUCUCUAGCAGGGGCCGAUUUCUUGGGCACCGGCGAUGGCCGAUAAACCCAAAGAUGCCGCCGCUAUGGAAGAGAAAAAAGUGGCAGCCAUCAAGGUGGUCACCACGGUCUUUCCGAGGAUUCCCAAAGUGACCAUGGUGCUCCUCGAUUUCUUCAUCAAACGAGAGAGUACAGUGUCACUGCAGAAGGAGCCGCUUGACCAUUUCUCCCAGGCGCAGGUGGUGCUGGCUGCCCAAGACAUCAAGGAAAAAUUGAGCCGUCAGAUCAUCACCUACCAGGACAUGCGGGACACCGCAGAAAAUUUGAUCUGCCUACAUAACAUGGUCUACAAGAAAGACCCAGCAAUAGCCAAGCAACUUGGAGACACAUUUCGCAAGUUCAUCAUUAUCGUCGGUGAACUGGCGACGUCCUUGGAGAAGGUGUCCGAGGUGCCUCCGUCAGACUGGAUGGGGCUCGGUGACACCGUCGUGGCGAAAACGGAAAAGCUAAAUGUGGCUGAACUGGCGCCCUUCUGGUCCUACAUUCCGAAGAUGAAGGACUUUGAAGGCGUCAAACUUCUGGGAGCCGGGGGUUUUGGGGCCGUGUACAAAGUGAUCCACAAGGCGAGCGGCCUUGUUUGUACGAUGAAGCUGGUCGCCUGCAGCUUGUUCCAGAGACAUACGCAGGCCAUCGCUGACAAGAUCGUGGCCUCUAUCAUUCGAAAUCCAUUCCUCGUCAGGUAUUACUGCUGUUAUGUGACGAAGGACGCUAUGAUCACCGUGAUGGAAUAUAUUUGUGGCGUCGAUCUAAAUCGAGUGUGUGACAAAGCCGUUUAUCUCCCGACCAAUGAGUGCCGUAUUGUCUUCGCUCAACUGGUGCUUGCUGUGGAGCACUUACAUUUGCGAGGAUUUUUUCACCGAGAUAUCAAGGUGCAAAACAUGAUGAUUCUACCUGGCGGACGAUGUAAACUCAUCGAUUUCGAUACCAAUAAAAUCUGCGUCGGCCACUUCUCUAAACGAAUUCUAAAAGGAUACUUCUUGAAGACGGCCUUCGAGUACAACGAUGGUGAAUCGGCAGGAACUGUGCCGUACAUGGCGCCGGAAAUUUUGAAGCGGAGGCCGUACGGACGCUCCUGCGAUUGGUGGUCCUGUGGGGUGACACUUUACAAGCUGAUGACGGGCAAGGUACCGUUCAGAGGCAACACCAAAGAAGAACUGCGGGACAAGAUCAUCAAUUCACCUCUCAAGUGGCCUCCGCCCGAAGAGUUUCCUCUGUGUAACACCCCGGAAGCGAAAGACUUGGUCUUCAAAAUGCUCAAGAAAAACCCGGUCGAGCGAUUGGGCUCGACGCAGUACGCCGACAUCCGGAACCAUCCUUUCUUCGACAAGUUCAACUGGAAGAAGUUGACCGCUAGCAAAGAGGUCUGCGAUAUCCGAGCCAUUGCAGAAUGCAUGGGUGGCACUAAGGACAAGAAGGCUGUCGACCAACAUCUCAGUGUGGGAGCCACCAGCAACACCCUGAAGCGAAAGCUGUUGAAAGUGGAAGAAAUGGUGGACGUCGAAGCAAAGACUCAGCUGCCCAUCUACACUUACCUGGCGCCCAGUUUCAAGAAACUGGUCGACGAGUGUAAGACUAAAGGGCAGAUGAACGUCCACUCGUCGUACAUGAAGACUGGGAGUGGACAAUCUGAGGAGCUUAAUUACCAGAAGGCUUCCGACACAGAUGUCGCUGUUGGCAUCACCACUUUCGCCGAUGCUGCUGUGACAGCAGCGGACAAGUCGAUCACAGCCAAGGAAAAAAUUGACGUCAUGCUGUUCCAAGAGAAGGCCAUGGGAAAAUUCUGGGGCUUCGGCGUGACGCUCGUCAAGGUCACCGGGGAACAAAACAAAGAAUUCUUCAUGGUUGAUAGAGUGAAAAAAGGCGGUCCCGCAGAGGCCUCGCACGUUCUAGAAGGGGACGUGGUGGUCGCCGUCAACAACCAGGACAUCAGCACUAUGGGCUUGCCUCAAGUGACCAAAAUGAUUUCUGACUCCGGGGACCAAGUCGUGCUGACCGUGUUGUCUUCGAGCGCUUUUCGCAUACUGGAGUCCCGCCGUGACAUGGAGAAGAUCCUGAAAGUUUCUGGCAAGGACGAUAUCACUGUCCGUGCCAUCAAGACCAUGUGCAGCGGUGCAGGAUACUACGGAUUUCAGACGUACGAAGCGAAAGCGUGGAAUGAAGAAAACAAGCAGGUGGUACGAUGCCACGUCAUCCAGAGGGCGCAGGAUGUUCAAGUGGUUACUCCAGGAAAGGCCCUCUACCCUGGUGACAUCCUUACUAUGGUGGAAGGUGUCCCCGUGGACGCUAUGGAUGCUGCUGGGGUGAAGGCGGCACUCGCCAAGGGAGCCAAGCCAGAAAUGGCUAUAACCAUCGCGCCCAUCUCUCCCUUACGAGUGAAACGUCCAUCCUUCACCAGGUUACAUGAGACGGUUGUCGCGGACGCCGAUAUCAAGGCUGACGACAAGCCUAAAUAACUGUCAUAUCGUCUAUUGAAGGCGUGCUUCCUUUGGUGUUUUGCGUAGAAAUGGUGUCAUAAAUUAGAAUGAGAGUUUGAAACGCUGUUGGGA
Ornithodoros turicata is the source of this 2650-nucleotide messenger RNA. RefSeq lists its product as uncharacterized. The transcript is spliced from 14 exons. Gene Ontology annotation, molecular function: protein serine/threonine kinase activity; ATP binding; protein binding. Gene Ontology annotation, biological process: peptidyl-serine phosphorylation. The record is from RefSeq and is a predicted model, not a curated record. Bases 101 to 2557 code for a protein of 818 amino acids. NCBI's taxonomy places the organism in Eukaryota, Metazoa, Arthropoda, Arachnida, Ixodida, Argasidae.